Australozyma saopauloensis is the source of this 1704-nucleotide messenger RNA. RefSeq lists its product as uncharacterized. Lineage: Eukaryota; Fungi; Ascomycota; Pichiomycetes; Serinales; Metschnikowiaceae. The transcript has a single exon. Gene Ontology annotation, cellular component: membrane. The record is from RefSeq and is a predicted model, not a curated record. Gene Ontology annotation, biological process: amino acid transmembrane transport. Gene Ontology annotation, molecular function: amino acid transmembrane transporter activity. The coding region runs from base 1 to 1704 and encodes 567 amino acids.
AUGAACUCCGACACAGAAAGAUCCAUUGGCUUGGAAAAACGCCAUGUCAAAGACACCGACGACUUCGUCAACAGCUCCGAGGCCUUCGAAGACAUCAUCUCCGAAAAGGACAAGAAUGAGGUCAAGAGAAGCUUGCAGGCAAGACACAUUUCCAUGAUUGCCCUCGGUGGUACCAUUGGUACGGGUCUUUUCAUCUCCACCAAGGGUCCGAUCUCCACCGGUCCUGGUUUGGCCUUGAUUUCCUACAUGUUCAUCACCACAUUGGCCUACUCGGUCACCCAGUCCUUGGGUGAGAUGGCCACCCACAUUCCUGUUUCCGGUUCGUUCACCCAGUUCGCUGCGCGCUUCUGUUCGCCAGCCUUGGGUGUUGCCAACGGUUGGAACUACUGGUUCUCGUGGGCCAUCACUUUCGCGCUUGAGGUGUCCAUUGUGGGCCAAGUUAUUCAAUACUGGACCACCGCCGUUCCUUUGGCUGCCUGGAUCACCAUUUUCUGGGUUCUCAUCACCUGCUCCAACAUGUUCCCUGUUCGUUUCUACGGUGAAAUUGAGUUCUGGAUCGCUGGUAUUAAGAUUCUUGCCGUCAUGGGCUGGAUCAUCUACGCUUUGUGCAUGGUCUGUGGUGCCGGUGCCGGUGGCCCUGUUGGCUUCAGAUACUGGAGAAACCCAGGUGCUUGGGGUAAUGGUACCAUCAACGGCGAGGCUCCCUGGGAAGGCGUCGUUUCUGCCAUGCCUACCCAGAGAUUCUUGGCCUGGUUGUCUUCUUUGAUCUCCGCCUUGUUCACUUUCUCCGGUGUCGAGUUGGUCGGUAUCUCCUGUGGUGAGUCCGCCAACCCAAGAAAGACUGUUCCUGCUGCCAUCAAGAAGGUCAUCUGGAGAAUCAUUAUUUUCUACGUUCUCUCCGUCUUCUUCAUGGGUUUGUUGGUUCCUUUCAACGAUCCAGCUUUGGAGUCCCUGGAGCACAUCACCGCCUCUUCUCCUUUCAUCAUUGCUAUCAGAAACUCUGGUACUCCAAUUUUGCCAAGUAUUUUCAACGCAGUCAUCUUGAUGGCUGUCGUCUCUGCCGCCAACUCCAACGUCUACUCUGGUUCCAGAAUCUUGUACGGUUUGGCUCAAGCCGGCGCUGCUCCAAAGUUCUUCCUUAUUGCCACCAAGAGUGGUAUUCCAUACGUUGCCGUUCUUUCGACUGCUAUUUUCGGUGCUUUGGGUUACCUCGUUCUUUCCAACAGUGGUUCCACUGUCUUCAACUGGUUGUUGAACAUCACUGCCGUUUCCGGUUUGAUUGCCUGGGUUAACAUCUCCUUCUCCCACAUCAGAUUCAUGAAGGCUUUGAAGUUCCACAACAUGACCAGAGAAGACUUGCCAUUCAAGGCCGCCUGGAUGCCUUACCAAGCAUACUACUCUUUCAUUUUGGGUUUCAUGUUGGUUUUCGUCCAAGGUUUCUCUUGUUUCUACCAGUUCAAUGCCACCGGCUUCUUUACUGCCUACAUUUCCGUGAUUUUGUUCAUUGUGACCUGGUUGGGUGCUCAUUUCUACUUCAACGGUUUCGGAAAGAAGGCUUUCACUAUGAGAGCUUGGUUGGUUCCUUUGGAAGAGAUGGACAUCAUGACCGGCUCAAGAGACCUCGACAACGAGGUGUGGGAAGAGGAGGAUCCAAACGUUAAGAAGUCUAUCUUCAACAGGAUCUUGUCCGUGAUUUUGUCCUAG